Molecule: messenger RNA, 4030 nt
Organism: Cuscuta epithymum
Lineage: Eukaryota; Viridiplantae; Streptophyta; Magnoliopsida; Solanales; Convolvulaceae
Source: the annotation of a GenBank genome assembly
ACACAAUCUACACUCAUGCGUAUGAUAUAAUAUACACUUACAUAUAUACAUAUAAUAUAAAUAUAUACAUUCCGCGGCAAGCCGGCAAGUAUAUAUAUACCCAAACCAGAGCUAAAAAUAUCACGAACGUAGUCUAUGAGAGUAGGGGAGAAUAAAUACGUAGUUGUUGAAAGAAAAGAAGACCGCCGGAGGGAGGAAACACUCGCCGGAGUUACGCCGGGCUGUUCGAUCACUAGUGACUAACGGCAAGGAGACAGAGCUGCUGCCGCUGGAUCACUGCUGCUGCCGCCGGUUCACUGCUGCCGCCGGUUAGACUACACCAUCGCCGGACUUCAGUUCGUCGUCAAGGUGAUUAUUUAGAGACCGGAAUAGACGACAAGAACUAGAAGCGUCACAUUCCGAGAUGAUGUGGUGUAUGAAGAUUGAUGUCUUGAGAGCGCUACUAGAAGACUUUUAGAGAAGCUAGUCUCAUUACAAUAAACUCUGUUCGUUUACGCUAUUUUAAAUGUUGAACUUUAAAUCUUCACUUUGGUUUCAAUUAUGGUGGAUAGCCUUAGCAUCCAGUCCGAUGAGGGCUGGGUGUGGCGGUGACACGCCCUUUUCCUUGUCGUUGUUUAAUUCCGCUGCAAACAUUUGAAAGUUUAAAUAAAUAAAUCAACUUUACUAUUUCUUUAUGUAUUAUUUUGGGAGGGAAAUUUGGGGGUGUUACAACACCCAUCAGUCAAAGUUUUACGUUCUGUUUAUUACUUUGAAUAAUUCUAUGUUGGACAAUGGUUUGAAUAAAAGUUGUGGCGCAUGCUUGCGUGGGAAAAAGACUCGAGAUAUUUUUCAUAUUAGUGAAUCCAAAGCUUUUACCAUUUUUGAUUUAUUGCAUUGUGAUGUGUGGGGUCCAUACCGUUUUCCUGCGUCUUGUGGUGCUCGAUAUUUCCUGACUAUAGUUGAUGAUUAUUCACGCGCUGUGUGGUUUUUUUAUGAAAGAAAAGAGUGAGGUGUCCCGAAUACUUAAACAAUUUAUUGCAUUGGUGGACAGACAAUUUAACAAAAGAGUGAAAAUCGUUAGGAGUGAUAACGGGACAAAGUUUCUAUGUUUGAAAAAUUAUUUUUUAGAUCAUGGAAUUAUUUUUCAAACAACUUGUGUUUAUACUCCGCAACAAAAUGGAAGGGUUGAGUGUAAACACAGGCAUAUUUUAAAUAAAGCCCGGACUCUUCGUUUUCAUGCUCACCUACCGAUUGAUUUUUGGGGGGAAUGUGUAUUGAUGACAUGUUAUCUUAUUAAUCGUUUUCCAUCUCCGGUGUUGGAAUAUAAGAGCCCCUAUGAAUUAUUGUAUAACAAGCUACCCAACUAUGAUCAUCUCCGGGUUUUCGGUUGACUUUGUUAUGCACGAGUACAUGGGAAUAAUGGGGAUAAAUUUGCUCAACAGGGAGUGAAGUGCGUUUUUUUUGGGUAUCCUUCUUACUCUCAAAAGGGAUGGAAAUUGUAUAAUCUUGAAACUCAACAAUUUUUUUGUUUCAAGAGAUGUUACAUUUAUUGAGACCCAAUUUCCCUUUGCUGAUCCAAUUGUGGAACCGGACGUUUGCAAUGAUACGACCAGACCGUUGAUACAACCUCCAGAUUCUUUUAUUGGAAUUGACCAUGAUGACACGCAUGCAUCUGGGUAUGGUGAUCAAGGCAGCAUGCAGACAAGCUUGAAUAAUUCGCAUAAUGGGAUGCAUGGUGGUAUGAUGACCUCUCAUGCAUCAUCCACCUCAUCUCAUGGCGCAGGACACUAUGAGGAUACAGGAAGUGACACGGCUGCUUCUGAUUCCACGUCAGGGUCUCGGGAAAACAGUGGCACCUCAACUCAACCACAUGGAGAUUUUGUACGUCGGGGGACACGUCCGAAACAAAAAUCGGAGUGGCAUAAAGACUAUAUGGUACAAAUUAAUACUAUGAAAAUAGAUACUCCUCUGGUUGCCCACUCGUCUCCAUCGGUUGAAUCAGGUAAUCCGUAUCCCUUAUCUCGUUAUGUAAAUUAUAACUGUUUUUCGGUGCAGCAUCGUGCUUUUAAUGCAGCAAUUUCAGCCACCCGAGAAUCCAAUACUUUUCGUGAGACGGUCAUUGAUCCAAAUUGGCGUACUGCUAUGCAACAUGAGAUCGAUGCGUUGGAGUGCACAGGUACGUGACAAGUCCAGGAACUCCCUCUUGGCAAGACACCUAUUUAUUGUAAAUGGGUGUAUAAAAUAAAAUACCGGAGUGAUGGAAGUAUUGAUCGCUACAAAGCCAGACUUGUAGUUUGUGGUAACCGCCAGGUACAUGGAAUUGACUAUGACGAGACUUUUGCUCCCAUUGCCAAAAUGGUCACAGUGCGUACUAUUUUGGCAAUUGCUGCUUCGCGAGGAUGGGAAACGCAUCAAAUGGACGUCGACAAUGCCUUCUUGCAUGGAGAUUUGCAGGAGGAGGUAUACAUGUAUUUGCCUCCCGGUUAUUCCUCCUCUAAACCGGGACAGGUGUGUAAGUUAUUACGGUCUCUUUAUGGGCUUCGUCAAGCCCCACGUUGUUGGUUUUCCAAAUUCACCGAUACACUUCUUGUUUAUGAGUUUUCACAGUCUCAUGCUGAUUUAUUGUUUGUUCACUCUCCACCGAGGUGGACGCCUAUUAUGCAUACUUGUGUAUGUUGAUGAUUUGUUCAUUAGUGGAAGCAGUCGCGAGAUGAUUUCUAUUUUUAAAUCUUAUCUAGCUCGUACCUUUCCGGUCAAAGAUUUGGGUUUUUUGAAAUAUAUUUUCUUGGCCUAGAAAUUGCACGGAGUCUGCAUGGUAUUUUUUUGUGCCAACGAAAAUAUGUACUGGAUAUUUUGUUUGAGACAGGUCUCAUAGGAGCAAAACCCUUUACCGUUCCUAUGUCCCAAAAUCAUGGGCUUCAAUCUGAUGAUAGUCCAUUAUUUUCGGACCCUUAAAAAUAUCAGCGGUUGGUUGGCAAACUUAUUUAUCUUACGCUCACACGACUGGAUAUAAACUACUAUGUCCAUAUACUUUCUCAAUUUAUGCAAGCACCUCGGGAGGCGCACUGGAACGCUGUUUUACAAGUACCACGUUAUCUGAAGGGACACCCAGGCCAAGACAUACUGUUUCGACACAACUCUCCUCUUGUCCUUCUUGGCUAUUGUGAUUCUGAUUGGGCCACUUGUCCCAAUACACGGCGUUCUGUCACCGGAUAUUUUGUGACACUUGACGGUUCUCCUAUUUCGUGGCGUACAAACAAGCAAGCUACGGUCUCUCGCUCUUCUGUUGAGGCCGAGUAUCGCUCCAUGGCAACACUUACUUGUGAACUUUUGUGGUUACGAAGCCUAUUUUCUACUCUACGAAUCAAGCUUCCACCACUCAAGCUCUUUUGUGAUAACAAGGCAGCUCUGCAUAUUGCUUCCAAUCCUGUCUUUCAUGAGCACACCAAGCACAUCGAGCUUGACUGUCACUUUAUUCGUGAUCACGUGAAGUCUGGUGCUAUUAGUCCAUCCUACAUGCCUACUACGAAGCAAUUGGCGGAUAUUUUUACUAAAGUUUUGGGAACGUCUCAAUUUCAUCAUCUUCUUGUCAAGAUGGGCAUUUUUGAUCCCCAUGCUCCAUCUUGAGGGGGGUGUUAGCAUUAUUAUUGAACGUCCGCAUGCAUAAUUAUUUGUUACAUAAUUAUAUUAUUUAUUUUGACCUUAUCUUUUGUAACAAGCUAAACAUGCUUGGCUUACGUAUAGGGAUAAAGUUCUCUUUUGUGGAACCUACCUUGCUGUAGAUAGAGUUCAGAACGUGUAUAUAGCUAACCUUUUGUAAAGCUGAAAACAUGAUCGUAUAAUACACGAAGUUACGAUCUACUCUAUUCUUAAUUCCUCUUGAUAUCUUUAGAAAACAUAAAAACCUAUUUGUAUUCCACUAUUAAUUUGCUACUUAACCUAUUUUAUUACACGUUUUUUUGUAAAAAAACAUUUGGGUGCCGUUUUUUUCCGUUUAAAAAAGAACAGCCUAACUAUUCGUUUAAAACGAGUUUUUUUGACAAAAAAAAAC